Molecule: messenger RNA, 3685 nt
Organism: Felis catus (domestic cat)
Lineage: Eukaryota; Metazoa; Chordata; Mammalia; Carnivora; Felidae
Product: protocadherin alpha-6-like
Exons: 1
Coding region: 703-3168 (821 amino acids)
Biological process (GO): homophilic cell-cell adhesion
Cellular component (GO): plasma membrane
Molecular function (GO): calcium ion binding
Source: RefSeq, a predicted model, not a curated record
GGAAGAUCAUGACCUGAGCUGAAGUCUGACGCUUAACCCAGUGAGCCACCCAGGCGCCCCCAUCUUCCAUUAUUAAGUAAAAGAAACAGUCUUAGGAGUAUUUGAUAUUCACUGAAAAAAGAAAUAAUGGACUGCAAUCUAUAAGAUUUUUUAAAUGUGGAUAAAAUUUGUUAAUUUAAAAUUACAUUCUUUUCCCAUAGCAAAAUAUAAUAACAUAUCCUGUAACAGAAGAAUAUGCACAAGUUUCUUCUCUACAUAAAGAGAUUAGGAUAUUUUGCACUUCUAAUUCCCAGGCUUACUUCAGAUCACAAAUUUUCUAACCUGGUUGAUAACAGUAAUUAAAUUAUUGGGAGAAAGUUGUUUCUCUAUGAAUUAUCUGAUCCCUUACCCUAGUCUAAAUUCAUAAAAGAAGUCAGACGAGAUGAAAAUGGCUCUGAAAAUUACAAACAUAAGGAGAUUUACUAUUAAAUUAAGGCAAAAUAAGAUUUUUUUUUAAUUUAAAGGACUAUAGCGUAGCUAAGUUAUGUGAAUUCAUUUCUUACCCUUUGUAGUCGCAUGAUGUCGCUGUCUACCAUGAAGUUAAUCUAGUUGUUACAGUAUUCAAAAUUCAUUCCUUCUGUUACUGCUUGGUUCCAUAAGCGCUGAGUGAUGGCAGGCGCAGAAUUGGAUUAACAGAGUCGGAUCAUACAAUAUUUCAUCUUAAUGACGAGGCAAGAUCUUCUGAUGGAAAUAAAACAAGUAUUUGACAUGGUUAUUACCCUGGAAGGCCCACUGGGAUCUCGGUGUCUGCUGCUCUCGCUUCUGCUGCUCGUAGCCUGGGAGGAGGGCAGCUGCCAGGUUCAGUACUCGGUCCCGGAGGAGGCUAAACAUGGCACCUUCGUGGGCCGCAUCGCCCAGGACCUGGGGCUGGAGCUGGCGGAGCUGGUGCCGCGCCUUUUCCGAGUGGAGUCCAAAGGCCGCGGGGAUCUUCUCGAGGUAAAUCUGCAGAAUGGCAUUUUGUUUGUGAAUUCUCGGAUCGACCGGGAGGAGCUGUGUGGGCGAAACGCGGAGUGCAGCAUCCACCUGGAGGUGAUCGUGGACAGGCCGCUGCAGGUUUUCCAUGUGGAAGUGGUGGUGAAGGACAUUAAUGACAACCCGCCUGUGUUUCGUUUAAAGGAACAAAGAGUGCUGAUUUACGAAUCAAGGCUGCCAGAUUCUCUGUUUCCACUAGAGGGCGCGUCAGAUGCGGAUGUUGGCUCAAAUUCUCUUUUAACCUAUAGACUCAGUUCCAGCGAAUACUUCUCCCUAGAUGUGAAAACCAACAGUGAUGACAAUACACAAAUUGGGCUCGUAUUAAAGAAAUCCUUGGACAGAGAGGAAGCUCCCGAACAUAACUUAUUUCUGACAGCCACUGACGGAGGCAAACCUGAACUCACAGGCACUGUUCAGCUGCUGGUCACUGUGCUGGACGUGAAUGACAAUGCUCCCGAUUUCGAACAGACUGAAUAUGAAGUAAGAAUAUUCGAAAACUCGGGUAAUGGAACAAUAGUAAUCAGACUUAAUGCUUCUGAUCGGGAUGAAGGAGUGAAUGGGGAGAUUUCAUACUCUUUUAAUAGUCUCGUUCCAACCAUGGUUAGCGACCAGUUUAAAAUAGAUCCAAAUACUGGAGAAAUAGUACUUAGAGGGAAUUUAGAUUUUGAAAAAGUGAAUUUAUACAAAAUUCGUAUUGACGCGACGGACAAAGGCCACCCACCCAUGGCUGGCCAUUGCACCGUUUUAUUGAAGGUUUUGGAUGAAAAUGAUAAUGUCCCUCAGAUUGCAUUGACUUCUUUAUCCUUACCUGUCCGAGAGGACGCUCAGUUAGGUACUGUGAUUGCCCUCAUUAGCGUGUCAGAUCUCGACUCCGGUGCCAACGGCCAGGUGACCUGCUUUCUGACGCCCCAUGUCCCCUUCAAGCUGGUGUCCACCUUCAAGAAUUACUAUUCGCUGGUGCUGGACAGCGCCCUGGACCGCGAGAGCGUGGCGAACUAUGAGCUGCUGGUGACCGCACGGGACGGGGGCUCGCCUUCGCUGUCGGCCACGGCCAGCGUGUCCGUGGAAGUGGCCGACGUGAACGACAACGCGCCGACAUUCGCGCAGGCCGAGUACACGGUGUUCGUGAAGGAGAACAACCCUCCCGGCUGCCACAUCUUCACGGUGUCCGCGCGGGACGCGGACGCGCAGGAGAACGCGCUGGUGUCCUACUCGCUGGUGGAGCGGCGGGUGGGCGAGCGUGCGCUGUCGAGCUACGUGUCGGUGCACGCGGAGAGCGGCAAGGUGUACGCGCUGCAGCCGCUGGACCACGAGGAGCUGGAGCUGCUGCAGUUCCAAGUGAGCGCGCGCGACGCGGGCGUGCCCCCGCUGGGCAGCAACGUGACGCUGCAGGUGUUCGUGCUGGACGAGAACGACAACGCGCCCGCGCUGCUGCCGCUGCCUGGGGCGGGCGGCGCGGGCGGCGCCGUGAGCGAGCUGGUGUGGCGGUCGGUGGGCGCGGGCCACGUGGUGGCGAAGGUGCGCGCGGUGGACGCGGACUCGGGCUACAACGCGUGGCUGUCGUACGAGCUGCAGCCGGCGGCGGGUGGCGCGCGCAGCCUGUUCCGCGUGGCGCUGUACACGGGCGAGAUCAGCACGACGCGCAGCCUGGACGAGGCGGACUCGCCGCGCCAGCGCCUGCUGGUGCUGGUGAGGGACCACGGCGAGCCGGCGCUGACGGCCACGGCCACCGUGCUGCUGUCGCUGGUGGAGAGCGGCCAGGCGCCCAAGGCCUCGUCGCGGGUGUUGGCGGGCGCCGCUGGCGCGGAGACGGCGCUGGUGGAUGUCAACGUGUACCUGAUCAUCGCCAUCUGCGCGGUGUCCAGCCUGCUGGUGCUCACGCUGCUGCUGUACGUGGCGCUGCGGUGCUCGGCGCCGCCCAGCGAGGGCGCGUGCGGGCCGGGGAAGCCCACGCUGGUGUGUUCCAGCGCGGUGGGGAGCUGGUCGUACUCGCAGCAGAGGCGGCAGAGGGUGUGCUCUGGGGAGGGUCCGCCCAAGACCGACCUCAUGGCUUUUAGCCCUGGCCAUCCACCCUGUCCAUUAGUGGGUGAUACGAGCCAACAUCAGGAUUUAAAUGAUGAUCAUGGUGCCAAGGUAAGUCUGAAUUUUCAUAAUUAACAUUUAAUAUAUACUUGAAAUGUUAAAUUGUUUCCCAAGAAUUUUUUAUGUUUUCCUAUUUGUAAAAAUUGGAAUACAUUUACUUAAAAUACAUCUGUUCAUUAUUUGGUUAACUAUCAUAAUCUAUGUGGUUUGUUACUGGUCUUAAUUUAAACUGGAACGAGACUUUCUGUUUGUGGUGUUUCCUUUAAUUGUGAUAAACAUUUUUUUCUAAUUAAUUCUGUAGAAUUUUUCAUUUCUUUGUGUUUGAUCCAAAUAGUGUAGAAAGAGAAAUUCAAGGGAAUUUGCACUUUGAGCAAGUAAAUUCAUAUAAAAUAUGCAUUCCUCAGGCACUGCAAAUCUCUUGAAAAAGUAAAUUUUGAAAAAUCUCUUAUUUUGAAUUUUAUUUGGUGAGUUGCUUUUCAAGGAGAGCUAUUUCUUUAAAAAUUUUUUAAAUUUAAAUUCCAGUUAGUUAACAUACAGAGUUACAUUAGUUUCAGGUGUACAACUUAGUGAUUCAAUAUUUUCAUACAAUACC